UGCAUCUUAUCUCUGAAAAACUUAGAAACAAUGGGUGCAUGGGUAAUGAUGAACCUAUGGUGCUACCCUGAAAUCCUCUUAGCUUUUGCCUGUUUUUUCUUCAUUUACAUCUUGAGAAACAAGAACAAGGUUCUUGUGAAUUGGCCUCUUGUUGGAAUGCUACCUUCCCUUCUUCUCAACCUCCACAGAUUACAUGAUUGGUGCACCCAACUUCUCCGGCAAAGCGGGUCCACGUUCGAGUUCCAUGGGCCAUGGCUCGCUGGUAUGGAGCUCUUAAUAACAUGCGAUCCAGCUAAUACCAACCACAUACUCUCCAACAACUUCUCCAACUAUCCUAAGGGCUCUGAUUUCUCCAAAAUCUUCGAUAUUCUUGGAGAUGGGAUUUUCAAUUCCGACUCCGAUGUGUGGCAGGUUCAAAGGAAGAUGGCUCACACUCUCAUGAACGCUGCGAAGUUCCGCCAAUACGUGGCGAAGAGAAGCCGCGAAAAGGUGGAGAAUGGACUCAUGCCUGUUCUUGAAUACAAGGCCCGUCGAGGCGACGUCGUCGAUCUCCAAGAUGUUUUAAAGAGGUUUACGUUUGAUAGCACGUGCAUCUUGGUUUUCGGUGCUGAUCCUGGAUCUCUUUCCUUAAGCUUUCCAACGGUGCCGUUCUCAAAGGCUAUGGAUGAUGCGAUGGAGGUGUUGAUGUUCCGGCAUGUCGUGCCGGAGAGCUGUUGGAUGUUGCUAAGGUGGCUGAAGAUUGGGGAAGAGAAGAAAUUCGCCGAAGCUUGGAAAACCAUCGAUUGUUUCAUCAACGAACAUAUUUCGAAGCGAAUGGAAGAAUUGACUGAAUCAAAAAUGGAUACUAAAGAGGAAGAAAUGGACGAGUCUGUUGAUUUAUUAAAAUCUUACAUCAAGUAUCGAUGCGAAGAUGAAACAGGUAUCUCAAAAUCCGAUGGGUUUCUCAGAGAUACUGUAAUGAAUCUCAUGCUUGCAGGGAGAGACACGGUGAGUGCUGGUCUCACAUGGUUCUGCUGGCUAAUUUCAAAAAACCCAAGAGUCGAAUCGAAGAUAUUAGAUGAACUGAGGGCGACUUCCAUCAUAACACAAGGAGGGAAUGCACAAAAACCUGCAGUGUUUGAGCCUGAGGAGCUCAGCAGGCUGGUUUAUCUACAUGCCGCCUUAUGCGAAUCUCUACGGCUAUUUCCGCCUGUUCCAUUCGAGCAUAAAGGAGUUCUCCAACAAGAAAUUCUUCCCAGUGGAGAGGUAGUUCGACCGAGUACAAAGAUCAUGUUUUCGUUGUAUGCGAUGGGAAGGAUGGAAGGCAUAUGGGGCGAAGAUUGCUUAGAAUUCAAGCCCGAGAGGUGGAUUACGGAGCGAGGGAGAUUGAGAUUUGAGCCAUCCUACAAGUUCAUAGCAUUCAACGCCGGGCCUCGGACCUGUCUGGGUAAGGAUGUCGCAUUCACACAAAUGAAGGUUGCCGCUGCUGCUGUGCUCUAUAACUUUCAUUUUGAAGUGGUGGAUGGACACCCUGUGGAGCCUAAGAUCUCCAUAAUUCUUCACAUGAAGAACGGAUUGAUGGUCAGGAUUAGAGAAAGAAGGUGUGCAUGAUGGUGUGGACAUGUGUUACAGAAUAUUAAUGGUGUUGAUGGGGACGGCUUUCGGGCCCGACGUGUAAGUUAAUCUUGUAGUGUUUGAUUAUCAUUUUAGGAGCGAGAAAGAGAAGUAAUUUGCUGUUGUAUGCGUUAGUGUACAAAAAUAUCAGUUUUGGAUAGGAAUCCACUACACCUUUUGUAGGCCA
Molecule: messenger RNA, 1780 nt
Organism: Magnolia sinica
Lineage: Eukaryota; Viridiplantae; Streptophyta; Magnoliopsida; Magnoliales; Magnoliaceae
Product: noroxomaritidine synthase 2-like
Exons: 1
Coding region: 31-1590 (519 amino acids)
Molecular function (GO): oxidoreductase activity, acting on paired donors, with incorporation or reduction of molecular oxygen; heme binding; monooxygenase activity
Source: RefSeq, a predicted model, not a curated record